This is a messenger RNA of Neltuma alba, 1358 nucleotides long. RefSeq names its product GDSL esterase/lipase At5g14450-like. Gene Ontology annotation, molecular function: hydrolase activity, acting on ester bonds. The record is from RefSeq and is a predicted model, not a curated record. The transcript is spliced from 5 exons. Lineage: Eukaryota; Viridiplantae; Streptophyta; Magnoliopsida; Fabales; Fabaceae. Bases 21 to 1133 code for a protein of 370 amino acids.
UCAUAGUGUUUUGGUUUGUGAUGAGUGGUGUGAAGUCGGAAGAAAUGGAUUCUCUGCCAUCUUGUGAUUUCCCAGCAAUCUUCAACUUUGGUGACUCUAAUUCAGAUACAGGUUGCAUGGCCGCUGCUUUCUAUCCCAUGGCUUCCCCUUCUGGUGAGACCUUCUUCCAUGAGCCUGCUGGUCGAGCCUCUGAUGGUCGCCUGAUUAUCGACUUCAUCGCAAAGCAGCUUGGCUUUCCUCUGUUGAGUGCUUACGUUGACUCGAUUGGAACAAGCUAUGGGCAUGGAGCGAAUUUUGCAGCAGGAUCAUCAACAAUUAGGAGGCAAAAUAGAACCUUCUUUGAUGGAGGCACCCCAUUCACUCUUGAGAUUCAGACUGCACAGUUUCAUCAGUUCAAGGCACGCACCGCCAAGUUCUUCAAUCAAACUGGAAAUAAUCCUGCCUGCAGAAGGCAGUAUCCAAAACCAGAGGACUUUCCUAAGGCUAUUUACACCAUGGAUAUUGGCCAAAAUGAUAUUGCUGCUGCUAUUAACAGAGCGGGCCAAGAGGAUUCUCAUGCUGUAAUCUCUGAUAUUGUACAGCAAUUUGCUACUCAAGUUCAAAAUCUGUACAACGACGGAGCAAGGACAUUCUGGAUACACAACACUGGCCCAAUUGGAUGCUUGGCAGUAACCAUGCACAACACUCACAACCCAGCGGCUGGUUACGUUGAUCAAAACGGCUGUGUGAAUUACCAAAACGACAUGGCCAAAGAAUUCAAUGAAAAGCUCAAGAACACAGUGGUCAGUCUGAGAUCACAACUCCUUGAUGCCUCAUUAACAUACGUGGAUCUCUUCUCCGCCAAGUACCAGCUAAUUAGCAAUGCAAAGAAGGAGGGUUUUGUAGAUCCAGCUAAGAUUUGCUGCGGGUAUCAUGAAGAGGGGACUGAUAUAUGGUGUGGAAACAAAGGAACAGUAAAUGGUACUGAAAUAUUUGCAGGUGCUUGUGAAGAUCCUUCCUCCCAUAUCAGCUGGGAUGGCGUGCAUUACACUGAAGCAGCCAAUCACUGGAUUGCUGAUCGUAUACUCAAUGGUUCUUUCUCAGAUCCGCCAAUAGCGAUCACGAACUCGUGUCAUAAACCUGGGUCUCUCUGAUUCUGACCCUUCUUUCUUCCUCAUCAUAUGAUUACAAUAUUACAUAUACUACAAACAGUGCCUGGCUUGAUAUAACUAAUUAAAGCACACGUUGGAAGAAGUGUGCACAGUGAGGGGGUGACUUGUAAAACAGGGUAACCCAUGCGUCUUUAACGAUAGAACUUUAUAUUUUAUGUGUUUUGCUGGACUGUGAUUGUGAUGAAGAAAUGUUUACAGGGCGUAAAA